CUUCAGAGUGGAGUUCUGACUCCAAAAGUUUACAAAGUAUAACUAGUCAGAGUGAAGAUAUAAAACCUUUAAUGAUUUGUGAGGAGGAACCAAAAUUGUCUACUUCUGUUAUUAAAGAGUUUGAAAAUGAUGAACUUGACGGUAAAUUGAAUAUUUGUGAUAAUGAUCAUGAUAGUGCAGAUUUGUCUUUGGUUGAUCAUUAUGAGAUGAGGGAUAUGCCUACUACUGCUAAGUUAAAUAAAGGUUCUGUACAACUACAACGUGAAGUAGAAUUGAACGCAGAUGCAGUUCCAGAAGGUGUGCAUACUUGUGAGACAGUCAGUGUAAUUGAUCAGCGUGUAGCCCACCUAUCAUCAGAUGAUAGUGCUAAACCCGAACUAGUAGUGAAAGACAGCAGUGGUGGUAAUCUUGCAGUUGGACAACUAUCUGAGAGCCGAACAAGAACAGCUUCUGAUCCACCACUAAGUUCAUCACCUUGUGUCACUCAGUCAUCGUUGGUGUUUUCAUCCACAAUGAAACAGAUGCCCAUCAACUCAAGUAUCUUGUGCAAUGACUAUGGUAGUAUCAGUUCGUUUGAAAGGACGAAUAUCAAUGGUCAGUUUAGUGUGGAUAAGCCAAGUGUAAAGGAGAGAGUUAUUGUUAAAUUGACUUGCACGAAUAAAGGCAUUUCUAGUUUCAAGUUACUAUUUGAAUGUUAUUAUCUUUGGUGUAAAUUACUCUGUUUCUAUACUUGGUUGAUGAGAUAUGUCGUGUGUUUGUUGGUCAUCUAUAUUCUACGAUACAAUGACAUGGGCGUGUUGCCGUUCAGAUUUGAGGAUAUAGCUGAUAGAAGGAAGUUAGCAAAUGAACUCUGCGACGAUUUUCCAACCUAGGGCGUCAACCUGAGAAGGGUUGUAGGCGUACUGGUGUAAGUCCUACAGUUCUUCA
Molecule: messenger RNA, 927 nt
Organism: Trichobilharzia regenti
Lineage: Eukaryota; Metazoa; Platyhelminthes; Trematoda; Strigeidida; Schistosomatidae
Source: the annotation of a GenBank genome assembly